Messenger RNA from Pantherophis guttatus, 1403 nucleotides. RefSeq names its product ARV1 fatty acid homeostasis modulator (gene ARV1). Gene Ontology annotation, biological process: intracellular sterol transport; regulation of plasma membrane sterol distribution; sphingolipid metabolic process. Lineage: Eukaryota; Metazoa; Chordata; Lepidosauria; Squamata; Colubridae. Gene Ontology annotation, cellular component: cortical endoplasmic reticulum; Golgi apparatus. The record is from RefSeq and is a predicted model, not a curated record.
GAUGCUCCGCAAGGUUUUGGGCUCAGCGAGUGGAAUCCGGAAGCGAACGAAGUAAAGCACCCUUCGCAAGAGUUUUUUUUUUUCUGGGUUUGUUUUCUUCUGGGAAAAUGGAAGGGUCCGCAUGUUACCGGUGUAUUGAAUGCAGUACAAAAGCGGCUGAGCUGUACAAGGAUUAUCAACGUGGGGUGUUGCGGAUCUCUAUCUGCAAAUCCUGCCAAAAACCAGUGGACAAAUAUAUAGAAUAUGAUCCUGUCAUCAUCUUAAUUAAUGCUAUCUUAUGCAAAGCACAAGCGUACAGACAUAUCUUGUUCAAUACAAAAAUAAAUAUUCAUGGAAAGCUUUGCAUAUUUUGUUUACUUUGCGAAGCUUAUCUCAGGUGGCUGCAGUUACAGGAUUCAAGUCAAAGUACUGAUCCCGAUGAUUUAAUUAGAUAUGCCAAAGAAUGGGAUUUCUAUCGAAUGUUUGGAAUAGCAUCUUUGGAACAAACUGUCUUUUUGACUGGCAUCUUCACUGCUCUGUGGUUAGUAAAACCUGCUGUCCUGAAAACCAAGGCAGAUUUCAUAUUUCUUCUGAAAGCAUUGCUGUUAUCCAGCUAUGGAAAACUUCUACUGAUUCCAGCAGUUAUUUGGGAGCAUGACUACACUCAUUUGUGUCUCAAGCUCAUUAAAAUGUUUGUGUUGACGUCAAACUUUCAAGCAAUUAGAGUUACUUUGAAUACUAGCCGCAAACUGUGUCUGAUGGUCAUUUUGAAUGGAUUACUUUUCGAAAAUGGCAUCAUUUAUUUGUUCCAGAAAAUAGGAUGGGAUGUCUGAGACAAUCUUGUUUCCUUAGGAUGAUAGUGAAAAUAUUUCAAGAUGUAGAAAAUGUUGCCUUUCAAAUCAUUCACUUCAUCACCGGUCAGUAUUUGAUCAUUCUUUACCAAAGGUAAAGAAAUGCUGAAUAUAAAUGAAACUUUCUAUGCCAAACCAACCAAUUGACCCACAGAAAUUUAAGAGUGAUGCACUGAUAUUUAAUUUUUAUAACAAUUUUGCUAUGUUUGAUUUCAGAUUAUAUAGCUGUGUUCUGUUUUUUUCCUCCUGCAUUACUUUGUAUUUAAAAGAAAAAAGGGGUGUGAUUGUUUUAUUAUAAAGUACAAAGAAGAAAAUUAUCAUACUAAAAAGAGGCAAAAUGACAAAACAAGAAAAAAACCAGCUUGACUCAAAGGUGUGUUCUGACAGCCACGCAUAAAAUAACAAUAAAGUGGCUUCACUUUGACAUUUCUGGCAGUUGUGCUACUGGAAACACUGGAAAUAUGUUUUUAUUUGUGGAGUGCUCAUACUUUUAAAUUGAUAUUUAUACAUCCUCCAAGGAACAAAUAUAAUUUUGUAGACAUAUUUAUAAAUAAAGGGUUUUUUAUGACUAAA